GAACCACAGUGGGCGUUCGGGAAAAAUGACUGUGGUCUAUAAAUUGAACGUGUUUAAAGAUCCAGAGCAGUUGAAUCAGAAUGUAUUUGCUGCUCAAUACGCUGUACGCGGACCUUUAGCUGUAAGAGCUGAAGAGUUAAGGGCGCAAUUAAAGGAGAAGCCAGACUCCCUCCCAUUUACAGAAAUUAUAAAUGCCAACAUUGGAAACCCUCAUCAAAUGGGACAGAUACCUCUGACUUUUAUUCGUCAAGUACUCGCCUUGUGCCAGUACCCUGCUCUGAUCGAAAACGCCGAAAUUACACAGAAAUUGUUCCCGUCGGAUGCGAUUGCUAGAGCCAAAGAGUUGCUUGAAGAAACUGGCGGUAUUGGCGCUUACAGUUCUUCCCAGGGUGUACCUCUUGUCAGAAGAGAUGUCGCGAGAUUUAUUGAAGAACGUGAUGGUUUUCCUUCUGACCCGAACCAUAUCUUUUUGACGACAGGUGCAACUCAGGCAGUUCGCAUGAUGAUUAAUCUGCUAAUUGCUCGACCAUAUCAUGGUAUCCUUCUGCCAAUUCCGCAAUAUCCGUUGUAUACUGCGUCCAUGGCACUGUAUGGUGGACGUACAGUUCCUUAUUACUUGAACGAGGAAACGAAUUGGAGCGUGUCUGUUGAAGAACUGCAACGCGCUUACGAUGCGGGUACUGCCGAAGGCACUGAGAUUCGCGCUGUGGUUUUCAUCAAUCCUGGUAAUCCCACAGGAUCUUGUCUGAACGAAAAGGCCAUUGAAGAUAUUCUCGGUUUCGCAAAAAGAAACGGUGUAAUUGUCAUUGCCGACGAGGUGUAUCAGGCAAACGUGUACGAUUUACCAUUUGUAUCGUUCAAAAAGGUGCUUUCGCGUUUACAAACGGAGAACCCGAACGAUGCUUGGGAUAAGGUAUCUCUCAUCAGCAUUCACUCUGUAAGUAAAGGUCAGCUGGGAGAAUGCGGUCAGCGCGGCGGCUACAUGGAAGUCACAAAUAUUCCAGAGGCAGCUUUCAAACAAAUUUACAAGCUCGCUUCAAUUGACGUCUGUCCUCCCGUGGCCGGUCAGUUUAUCGUCGAUAUACUCGUUCGCCCACCUAAGCUUGGUGACCCUAGCCAUGAUCUCUAUCAUAAACAGAUAAAAGAUGUUCAUGAGCAGCUAUUCAAGCAAUGCCGCCAACUCCACAGUGCUCUUUCCAGCAUGAAGUAUGUCAAGUGCCAAGAACCUAGAGGUGCCAUGUAUUUGCAUCCUCGUAUAUUUUUCCCGAAAAAGCUGAUCGAAACUGCAAAAGCUCAAGGCGCUGAGCCUGAUGAACUUUAUUGUAUGGAAUUAUUAGAAUCUACAGGCAUCUGUAUUCUUCCUGGAAGUGGGUUUGGACAAAAGGAGAAUGAGUUCCAUAUCCGUACUACCUUCCUCGCCCAAGGUGAAGAAUACCUUAAGCAUUAUGUUGCAGGCCACAACAAGAUUAUGGAAAAGUAUGAGUAAACACAUACUGAGUUUCCUAUUAACGCUCUUUUGUUGUUCUCGUCCUCUUUUUACAAAAUCCGAACAAAAAUUGGGAUGGCUUUCCGCAAUCCUUUGGCACACUCUUUUAAAUACACGUAUGGACAUGGUUGCUGCGUUAUUUAUCAGACACUCGUCUAUUUUGAAGUUUUGUUUUUCCCAAAGUUUCCCGUGUGCUAUGACAUUUACCUAUCUCUAUAACAAAAGGUGCUGCUUGCCCUCCUUUUUUUUAAGCUUAGCUGGUGGUUUUCAUUCAGCUUCCCGUUGUCAUUUCCUUUUACUACAAUUACGAGCACUUCUUUUUUUCGCCUUUUGUUUCUUUUUUGAUAUUUUUUUUCCAAAUAGAAGCAUUAUAUAUAUACUAGUUUAUAUAUAUACCCUUUUUUCUUUUUGUUGAAUGAACAAGCAUUUAUUUAAGAGACGUGUUUAAUAA
Schizosaccharomyces japonicus yFS275 is the source of this 1937-nucleotide messenger RNA. Its product is annotated as alanine aminotransferase. Gene Ontology annotation, biological process: L-alanine catabolic process. Bases 26 to 1486 code for a protein of 486 amino acids. The record is from RefSeq and is a predicted model, not a curated record. Gene Ontology annotation, molecular function: pyridoxal phosphate binding; transaminase activity. The transcript has 2 exons. NCBI's taxonomy places the organism in Eukaryota, Fungi, Ascomycota, Schizosaccharomycetes, Schizosaccharomycetales, Schizosaccharomycetaceae.